AUGAAGACGGAAGGCGCUUCAGACGCUCUAAACGCAAGUAUUUCUCCUGUUAACGACACCACUCUCUUCCAUUUUUUUGGUCGCGAGCACGGUAGCGACGAGUCCGACGAGCAACCGCAGGAGGCUGAAUCAUCUCGUCGAAGUUCUCGCGUCCCCUUCAACAAAGCGUCUGGUGCAUGCGUGCAUUGCAAGUCGUUGAAGGUUCGCUGUGAAUUCAGCCCGGGCGAAACCACUUGUCAAAGAUGUCAAGCUGGGAGCUAUGAGUGUAUCCCUCGAACGCGUAAGAAACGGAAACCCGCGCCUACCCACGAAGAUUUGCAGACAAGGGCAAUUAACCAAGACUGCCAAAUACAGGCUCUGCUUCAGCAGUUCGACAAACUCAAGGCUGACAAUAGAAUCCGCGAUCGGAUGUCGCGGGCGCAUUUGGAAUACCUGGCAGGAAACCGCACGUCUGACCUUGGUGGUAGGUAUGCCCAUCAUCCUGAUAGAUUCGAAUUAUCGUUUGGCGGAGAUAGUCCGACCGAACACCUCUUCCAAUCCUUUCCCCCAGGUAGGACUCAGUCAUUACAGAGGUGUUUUUUAAUCUUUAAAUCAGAAUUCAAUCAAGUACACGGACAGAAACAUGACAUCUCUCACACAACACCUCCCGAUAUUGUCAAGUACUGCUCUCUUACAUCCGAUGACAUCCGGGCACUUUUCAAUCUGUUUUUUGAAAGAAUUAAUCCCUUUUUCUCUAUUCUCGACCCCGAGCUUCAUACUCCCCAAUCGCUCAUCUGGACUAGCCCGUUUCUUUUCACCGUUAUAUGUGCCACUGCGUCUCGAUAUUACCACUUGCAGCCAGAGCUAUACUAUCUAGCUCAAGAUUUCGCGCGUGACGUAGCUGGAAAGUCUUUGGUAGAUGGCACCAAAAGUGUCGAUAUAUGUCAAGCAUACCUCUUGAUGGCUGUGUAUGCUGCUCCCAGGAAGAAAUGGGAAGAAGACCGCAGAUGGCUUUUGAUGGGUGUAGCUAUACGCAUGGCCUUAGAAUUAGGGCUUAAUAAGCCCGCGCCGCAAUGUGGUGAGCGUGAGGCUAUGAACAGGACCAGAACGUGGCUUAACUGCUUCUGCGUUGAUGGCUCACACUCAAUACAGUUCGGGAAAAUACCAAUGCUUAGCCUAGACGACCAUAUGGCGGUUCACUCUGAAGGCUGGUACAAGGCUUCACGCCAUAAUUUACCUUUCGACGUACACCUUUGUGCCUACGUGCAGAUAAUUGUGAUCAUGGCUCAAUGGCGUAAGCGCAUUGGUGAAGGAAGUCUGCGACAACGGAUCCGCGAUGAUUUCGAUGUCGUUUCAGCUGCCAUAGAGACAGAAGAACAUCUUGACCGAGAAUUACGCCUUUGGGUUAGUCGAUACGACGAGGAAUACAGCUAUAAUCGUAAGAUUACUGCAUAUCUUAGAUUAGUGGUCCUAGCCGUCGGCUUUCAACAUGCAGCAAAAUCCGGGCUCUCUCGAGACUCUGAAGUGCUGACACGGUCCAUUGAUGCUGCACGAUCUGUCAUUCAGAUUACGGUGGAGCGACUUUAUCCUACUGGACAUCUGCGAUAUGCGAUGGAAGCCAACUUCGUUUAUGUUUCUUUUGCAGCCGCUUACCUGGUUAAUCUUCUGAGAGCCAAGUUUUUGCCGCUUCUGUCGCAGGAAGUUCAAGAGGAAAUUAUAUACAGCGUCAACAAACUCAUCAGAGUGUUGGCGUCUGACAAAGUGGCCUUGGACGGCCGCCAUACUCCUGCUUUAUAUUCUCGCUUCUUAGCCAACUUGAUGGCAAGAAACGUUCCCCACCUUCGCACCCAACCCUACGCCGAAUCCGGUGAUCAUAAUUUAGACUCUUCAUCUUUUGGCGGGGAUUUGCACGUUCCGCCGCCGAAUGAAUUUUCUUGGCCCGAUAUCCGGUAUUCAGAGUCCCCUCCCGGCGCUAAUGUAGAGCCGGUUGACAGCAUACCUCGUCGUACACGCGAAGCGGAUAUGGAUUUUAGUUUGGACAACUUUGUGAGGGCGGUCUCGCAAGAUGUUCCUACGACGACAUAUGAUACAGAUGCUUUCACGAGUUCUUGGGGUGGGUCUUGGGCGACGCAAGAAAGCGCGCUUUACAAUAACUGGUCUCAGUUUAGUAGUCCAGGCUGGAGACAUUGA
Guyanagaster necrorhizus is the source of this 2169-nucleotide messenger RNA. RefSeq lists its product as uncharacterized. Gene Ontology annotation, cellular component: nucleus. Gene Ontology annotation, molecular function: DNA-binding transcription factor activity, RNA polymerase II-specific; transcription cis-regulatory region binding; zinc ion binding. The record is from RefSeq and is a predicted model, not a curated record. The coding region runs from base 1 to 2169 and encodes 722 amino acids. The transcript is spliced from 14 exons. NCBI's taxonomy places the organism in Eukaryota, Fungi, Basidiomycota, Agaricomycetes, Agaricales, Physalacriaceae. Gene Ontology annotation, biological process: regulation of DNA-templated transcription; DNA-templated transcription.